AUGGUCAAGAUCGCUACCCUCGUUGCACUUGUUGCUCCUCUUGUCGCCGCCGCGCCUCAAGACGUCAGUGUUCCCAACAUUGUCGGUGGCACUGAGGCCAGCACUGGUGACUUCCCCUUCAUCGUCAGCAUCUCCUACAACGGCAACCCUCACUGUGGAGGUACUCUCCUCAACGCCAACACUGUCCUGACCGCUGCCCACUGCACUCAGGGUCGCAGUGCCAGCGCCUUCGCCGUCCGUGCUGGAACUCUUUCUCGCACUACUGGCGGUGUCACAUCUCGUGUUUCCAGCCUCAAGGCCAACCCUGCCUUCAGUGGAAGCACCCUCGAUAGCGAUGUUGCCAUCCUGAAGCUGUCCACUCCCAUUCAGACCAGCUCUUCCAUCUCUUACGCUCGUCUGGCAGCUUCUGGCACCGACCCUGCUGCUGGUACUCAGCUCACCGUUGCUGGCUGGGGUACCACCUCUCAGGGCUCUGCUUCCUCUCCCGUCCAGCUGAGGAAGGUUACCAUUCCCGUCGUCUCCCGCGCAACCUGCCGAUCCCAGUACGGCACCUCUGCUAUCACCAACAACAUGUUCUGUGCUGGCCUUACCCAGGGUGGAAAGGACUCUUGCCAGGGCGACAGUGGUGGUCCCAUUGCUGACUCUUCCAACACUGUCGUUGGUGUUGUCUCUUGGGGUGAGGGCUGUGCUCAGCCUAACUACUCUGGCGUCUACGCCCGCGUUGGCAGCCUCCGCUCUUUUAUCGACAGCGCUUAA
Fusarium sp. VM40 is the source of this 756-nucleotide messenger RNA. NCBI's taxonomy places the organism in Eukaryota, Fungi, Ascomycota, Sordariomycetes, Hypocreales, Nectriaceae. The record is from the annotation of a GenBank genome assembly.